Molecule: messenger RNA, 8609 nt
Organism: Dromiciops gliroides (monito del monte)
Lineage: Eukaryota; Metazoa; Chordata; Mammalia; Microbiotheria; Microbiotheriidae
Gene: TRHDE
Product: thyrotropin releasing hormone degrading enzyme
Exons: 19
Coding region: 137-3352 (1071 amino acids)
Biological process (GO): peptide catabolic process; proteolysis
Cellular component (GO): cytoplasm
Molecular function (GO): zinc ion binding; peptide binding; metalloaminopeptidase activity
Source: RefSeq, a predicted model, not a curated record
CCCCAGCCCCUCAGUCGUGCGCCCCGGCCCCCCCGGCGUUCCCUCUGAUGUCUGUGCUCCCGGUGGCAGCGGAGGCUGCGGCCGCGGCCGGCCCGCAGGAGGUGCCCGAGGGAGCCGAGGAGGGGGAGGCCGUGUGAUGGCCCUGGACGGAGAGAGGGAGCAAGAAGAAGAGAAGAAAAAGAAGAAGAAGAAAAAGAAGAGGAGGAAGAAGAAGGAAGGGGCCGAGAAGAGCAGCGUGCCCUUCAGCCCCAUGAUGAUCGAGGACGACUCGGCGCUCCGGAGCGGCGGCAGGGGGCUCUCGGACCAGUGGGCGGACUCGGUGGGGGUGCGGCCCCGCACCACUGAGCGCCACAUCACCGUGCACAAGCGGCUGGUGCUCGGCUUCGCCGUGUCCAUCCUGGCGCUGCUGGUGGUGACUAUGAUCGCUGUGCUUCUCAGCUUGCGCUUUGAAGAGUGCGGGGCCAGCGCCGCCGCCGCCGCCGCCGCCGCCGGGGCUGAGGCAGACGGCGUUCCCGGGGGUGCCCCGGCUCGGACCAGCAGUAACAGCAGCACGGCGGGCUCCUCCCGGCUCGAUCGCCGGCCUGGGGGGGAGCCCGGAAGGCCGGGGGCGCCUGGGGCCGUCGCGCCCGGGAGCCCCGCACCCAAGGAGCCGUCGGAAGAGGAGGAGCAGGGACGUUGGCAGCCCUGGACUCAGCUGCGCCUGCCCGGUCACCUGAAACCCCUGCAUUACAACCUGAUGCUGACCGUCUUCAUGGAGAACUUUACUUUCUCUGGGGAGGUCAAUGUGGAGAUAGAGUGCCUGAACGCCACCCGCUACAUCGUGCUGCACGCCUCCAGGGUGGUGGUGGAGAGGGUGCAGGUGGCCGAGGAUCGCGCCUUCGGGGCUGUGCAGGUCGCCCGUUAUUUCCUGUACCCCCAAAACCAGGUCUUCGUGGUGGUGCUCAACCGGACCCUGGAGGCGCAGAGGAAUUACAAUCUCAAGAUCAUUUACAACGCUUUCAUCGAGAAUGAGCUGCUGGGCUUCUUCCGCAGCUCCUACGUGCUUCACGGGGAGAGAAGAUUCCUUGGUGUAACACAGUUCUCUCCGACACAUGCAAGAAAGGCCUUUCCCUGUUUUGAUGAACCCAUCUACAAGGCGACUUUCAAAAUCAGUAUCAAGCAUCAAGCCACAUAUUUGUCUUUAUCUAAUAUGCCAGUAGAAACUUCGGUUUUUGAGGAAGAUGGAUGGGUUACGGAUCACUUUUCACAGACCCCACUCAUGUCCACCUACUACUUGGCUUGGGCUGUGUGCAACUUCACCUUUCGGGAGAUGGUCACAAAGAGUGGAGUCAUAGUGCGAUUAUAUGCAAGACCUGAUGCAGUCAGAAGAGGAUCUGGGAAUUAUGCUCUCCAUAUAACAAAGAGAUUGAUAGAGUUUUAUGAAGACUACUUCAAAGUGCCCUAUUCUCUACCAAAACUAGAUCUUUUAGCUGUGCCUAAGCAUCCGUAUGCUGCUAUGGAGAACUGGGGACUAAGUGUUUUUGUGGAGCAAAGGAUCCUCCUGGAUCCCAGCAUUUCGUCUAUUUCCUAUUUGCUGGAUGUCACAAUGGUCAUCGUUCAUGAGAUAUGCCACCAGUGGUUUGGUGACCUUGUGACUCCUGUCUGGUGGGAAGAUGUAUGGCUGAAGGAAGGCUUUGCUCACUAUUUUGAAUUUGUUGGGACUGACUACCUCUACCCAGGCUGGAAUAUGGAAAAACAGAGAUUUCUGACUGAUGUGCUCCAUGAAGUCAUGCUAUUGGAUGGCCUGGCCAGUUCACACCCAGUAUCCCAAGAAGUCAUCCAGGCCACUGACAUUGACCGGGUAUUUGACUGGAUCGCAUAUAAAAAGGGUGCAGCUUUAAUUCGAAUGCUGGCUAAUUUUAUGGGCCAUUCAGUAUUUCAGAGGGGUUUACAAGAUUAUUUAACCAUUCAUAAAUAUGGCAAUGCGGCCAGAAAUGAUCUGUGGAAUACGCUGUCAGAGGCUUUAAGAAAGAAUGGAAAAUAUGUAAAUAUUCAAGAAGUGAUGGAUCAGUGGACUCUCCAGAUGGGUUAUCCUGUCAUCACCAUCUUGGGAAAUGGAACAGUUGAUAAUAUGGUAACCAUUACCCAGCAACAUUUUAUUUAUGACAGCAGGGCUAGAGUCAAGGCCACUGAGUUUGGAAACAACAGUUACCUAUGGCAGAUCCCAUUAACUAUUGUAGUAGGAAAUAGGAGCCAUAUCUCACCAGAGACAAUUAUAUGGGUGUCUAACAAAUCAGAACAUCACCGAAUUACUUUGGAGAAAGGAAGCUGGUUGCUAGGGAACAUCAAUCAGACUGGCUACUUUAGGGUCAACUAUGAUCUAAGGAACUGGAGAUUACUAAUUGACCAACUAAUAAGGAACCAUGAGGUUCUCUCUGUCAGUAAUCGUGCAGGUUUGAUAGAUGAUGCCUUCAGCCUAGCCAGAGCUGGCUAUUUGCCUCAGAAUAUUCCCCUGGAGAUUAUCAGAUACCUUUCUGAGGAGAAGGAUUUUCUUCCGUGGCAUGCUGCCAGCCGAGCCCUUUACCCUCUAGAUAAAUUACUGGACCGAAUGGAAAACUACAAUGUCUUCAAUGAAUAUAUUUUAAAACAAGUUGCAACGAUGUACAUCAAGCUUGGAUGGCCAACAAAUAAUUUUAAUGGAUCCCUUGUUCAGGCAUCUUACCAACAUGAAGAAUUACGGCGAGAAGUUAUAAUGCUGGCAUGCAGCUUUGGUAACAAACACUGUCACCAGCAGGCUUCAACACUCAUUUCAGACUGGAUUUCCAGCAAUAGGAACCGAAUACCUCUAAAUGUCAGAGACAUUGUCUACUGUACAGGAGUUUCACUAUUAGAUGAAGACGUCUGGGAGUUCAUCUGGAUGAAAUUCCACUCCACAACAGCAGUAUCUGAGAAGAAAAUAUUAUUGGAAGCCUUAACUUGUAGCGAUGACAGAAACUUACUAAAUCGGCUUCUGAAUCUCUCACUGAAUUCUGAGGUGGUGUUGGACCAAGAUGCAAUUGAUGUCAUAAUCCACGUAGCCCGAAAUCCACAUGGCAGAGAUCUUGCAUGGAAGUUUUUCAGAGAUAAAUGGAAGAUAUUAAAUACCAGGUAUGGAGAAGCUUUAUUUAUGAAUUCCAAGCUUAUCAGUGGAGUCACAGAAUUUCUUAAUACAGAAGGUGAACUCAAUGAGCUGAAACACUUCAUAAAGAACUAUGAUGGGGCAGCAGCUGCAUCCUUCUCCCGGGCUGUGGAGACUGUGGAAGCCAAUGUUCGAUGGCAAAAGUAUUACAAAGAAGAACUUUUCCACUGGUUACGAAAAGCCCUCAGGCACUAGUCUGCAUCCCUUAAAGAAAAUGUAACAUGAAAUAUCAGGAGAGGAAAAUAGCAUCAUUCAAAAGGAAAAUGCUUCACAUCAAAAUGGCAAAGACAAGAUCAGAUUUGCAGGGUGUUUGGUGGGGAAAGGUCAUUUUUGUUUUGUUCUGGUUUUGGCUUUAUUUUGUAUGGGACUCCUUCUUAUCUAUGAAGGUAAAAUCCUUCUGUCAGAAGCAACUGUGAUAGCAGCUGCUGCUUUCCAGCCCUCACUGUACAGGACCAAAUACGAUACCUAGUGGUGCAUGUUGACGUCAGUCUGGAAGACAACAAUUCUGAGUAAUUUGUGCAUGGUCAUAGGGUCCUGCCUGUAAUUCCAGCAUGCGUUUCUUCAGAUGUCCCAAGUUUUGUAUGUGAACUUAUGUUACAUCCAGAAUGGGCAUUAUGCAAAAGCACAAAGAAGAUCUCUGACAAUCAGUGUCCUCAUGAAAGAAGAAAAAAGGGGUGAUUCUAUAUGAUUCCCAAUACUUGGGUAAUGUGAGAUGUACAAGAGCCCUUACGGGAUUGGUACCAAUUACUGAGCACUUAGAUUGUCUCUAUCAGUGAUUAUCAGGAUGCCAACUCAUUCUUUGAGUUAAAACUAUGUUCGCAUAGAAUGCAUUUAGAUACUGUAUACAUAUCUGCAUAUCUCUAGUGGAAAGUACCACAUAUAUAUAUAUAUAUAUGGUAUACUAUAUUCUCCACAUGUUGAAAACAAUGAACGUCUUCUGAUCAAUGAAAAGUUCUCUAUUUCUAAACUUAUGCAAACUUUGAAACUGUUUAGAAAGACUCUCCUGCCUCUUCUGGGGAAUUAAGGCAGUAAACAUUCAGGAUGGUUCCCUCAAAUUUCUGUGGGUUCUUUAGCCAUUUUCAUGAAUGAUGGGUCUUAUUCUAAUGCAUAGAAAUGAAACUCAAACCAAUCAGGUGUACCAACAGGUCAUUCAUUCACUUGAAUGCUUUAACACAAAGAGACAGAUAAUGUUUUCAUGGUCGGGGGUAGAGGGAGGAGUGCUCCAACUCCCCUCCCCCAUGCUACAAAAAGAAAAAAAAAAGGAGAAAGGAAAAGAAAAUCCAUGCUGUCAAAUCUAAGUAUUGAUGUUGUUUUGCUCAAUCUUUACAUUUCAUAAAUGUACAUGCAUAGAUGUAUUUAGAGUGCCCAGUGCUGAGAAUGUGAUGUUUUUUUCCUGUUAUUUCCAUGUUUCACUUUAAGUAACCUAGGAUAUGAAUGCUGUUUUAGAGUCUCCCUGAGUGCCUGUAUGUGUGUGGCCUCCCAAUCCUCCAUCAAGCAACCAUACCUCAGCAAAUCUACUAGUAUUUAAUGACCUUUGACACCAGUUGUGCCAUCUGUUAGGAGUGAAGAGUGACUUUUCUUCUGUCAUUGUAUAAAGCUUUCGUUUUGCAUAUACUCUGUUGUGCUGACCAGAAAGACGCAGAAGAGCCCUUUCCAUAGUUGUUUGUCAACAAAAGGUCAUUUGUGUUUGAAAUAUUAUUUCUGCUUGAUAGCAAUGGCCAUUGGCUAGACUCCACCCAGUUGAGAUUUAAAUUGAUUGUUAGCAAUUCUUGACUAGAUCUAUUGUGUCUAAAAAAAUGAAAUGAUGUUUGCUGUUUGUAAACCAAGAGCUUGUGAAUUAAUCCCUUAUGGAUGAUUGCCACUCCUGCCAAGAUCUCCUUGCAAACUACCAAGACAAGUACCGGUAUCUAGAGGAUAUAUUGAAAGUUAGGAAAAUAGUAAAUCUUAAUAAUGAGAGCCAUAAUUUGAUUUGAAAUAGGUGGGAAAGAGAUACCCUUUUCCUCAACCAUAUAACAAGCUAACUCCUGAAAUUGAAUUCUAUUCUUUUGGCAUUAAUGUAUAUCACCUCUCUCUGAAUAUCCUAACAGUGCAUUCAUGUGAUACACAUCAUCAUUAAACUUUCUGCAUGAAGGCACUAAUAUGGUGUUAGCACGCCUUUUUGAUGUCUGGUGCCAAGUCUUCUAAAUAUUAACUUAUUAACAUGAACUGAUAUAACUCAGUUACUGUUGUGAAGAAAUGUAAAAAAAAAAAAUUGUCUCCUCAACCAAUUCCUACUGUGUGCUUUUGCAGACUACUUAAUCAGGAAUAAUAAGUCCAUAUGAUAAGAAUAUGUAUAUUCCAGUCUGAUAUACUGGUAGCAAGGGAUCCCAUGUCAGGGAUCAAUCCCCAGUGGGUUAAUAAACCAGGCAGAUUAAAACAGAAAAGUAUUAUAGGUGAACAUCCUGGCUGUGUGAAAUGAAUUUCUUGCAAUUCCCCCUAACUUAUCUAAGUUGAUCUAAAUAAUGCCUUUUUAUUAAGCUGAGUGGUUUUUUUGGUUACUCUGUUAGUAAUUUUUGCUGCUCUGCAAAUAUUUUAGUGGCCUUGAGCAAGUACAAUGUUAAACCCUAAGUGUAUACUUGUACAUAUUGUUCAAUACCUCAUAUUGUCCUUGCUCUGCAGUACAGUAGUGACAGUAACGGUCCCCUCUGUUGGGAUAAGUUGCUUUUUCUGUUUUCUCCAUAGUUUAGUCUCUUCAUUGUUUUAAACUAUACCAGGCUUAAGUUGUUUUCCCCAGUCAUUAAAAUACAUAAAUAAUAAAAUAACCAUAUUACAGCUCCUGGAAACAUUUGUAAAAUAUUCUUAUAAAAUUCUAUUUAUAUGUAUUUUCUUUUUGUUCAUUUUUCUCCCUCUAUUGGUUUUCUUGCAAAUGAUUUUCAUGAAAAUAAUUUGUUUGAGAGUGUUUGCCACUUGGGCUGCAAGUCAUAGACAUACUUUAUUUUAAUGGCCUGAUGUAGGACAAAAUAUAUAUAUUUUUUUAUUCCAGAAAGGGAAGAUUAACUUAGUUCCUAAACUGGGAUAUUAUUAAGGAGAAUAAAUCAUGCAAUCAUUUUAAAGAGAUGUGGCAUGGUAUAAUGGAUAGAGGACUAUUCUCUAAAUGGAUAUAACCUGUGUUCAAUUCUUACCUCUGACACUUCUUGGCUUUAUGACCCCAGGGAAGCCACUUUGCUUAGCAGUGCCCCAGGUAAAAGUCUAAAACUAAUAAUUAUAGGCAAUUUGCCAUCCUUCAUUGGUGUAGAUAAUUUCCACACCAGGAAUUUUCUAUACACAGAUGAAAAUUAUAGUUCUCGAUCAAAGCAUCUUAAAACAUGAUUUUUAUCAAAAUAUUUUUUCUUUGAGAUUUUGAAGUUUUUACAAAUACCCAAUUUUAAAACCUAAGCGUCUAUCAGUGCUUGAUCUACAGUAACAUAGACCUCAGCUGUGUAUUUAGAGUCGCUUAUUUAGUUUAAUUUCUAAGGGACUCAUAAAAUGGUAAAUUUAGCAGGAGGCAGCAAUGCACCUACUGUUAUAAUUUUGUAUUAUGUUUACCCAUUAUCAUGAGUGACCCUUUGCAAAUGUCAUAAUAAUCCUUUACUUUUAUGUAUUACUUUGUUUUUAAAGCAUUUUUAUGUACAUGCUCAUUGUAUCCUAAUAGCAACCUUUAGGAGAAGUUAGAUAUUAUUGUAAUUCCCAUUAUGGAGAUGAGAAAAGUGAAAAUCAAAGGUAUAACAUGGCUCAUGAUAUCAGCUAGUUAUCUAGAAAGAUAGCAGUGGAACCUUAUGUCUUCUUGAAUAUUCAUUCUCCUUCAUUAUUUUGUCUCCCUACAUAUUACAUAGUGUAAUAUGUCUAACCUUAAGCAUUGUCAUUUCAGCAAAAAGCAUGCCAGACACUUGAAGAAAGGGUUAGACAAACUAAAAUAUAUACUAUGUGGUAUUUUUACAUGGAAGUAUAUCCAAAUGAAAAAUUUUAAACUUCAGUUACCCAUACAUUUGAUCUGUAUAACACCCGAAAAACUAGAUAGUAGGGAAUAUUAGAAAAUGCCUGGAUGUUUAGGAGAGAUCAAAUUCAUGAAUAAUAUUUUUCACUUUUUAGCUCUUGUGUAGCCUGGCAUAGACAUGGCCUCAAGAUUUGAGUUUUCAUAAUUAGCAAUCUGGUUUAUUCUUAUUGGAAAACUUCCUUAGGUGACGCAUUUGUAGAUAUCUUCAGGUAACUCACCAAGUAGAGUGAAAUGAUGAAAUCAUGUCAGUGUAAAUCAUUGGUGGUAACAACAUAUGGAAGUCUCAUUCCUUCAAUGUGACUGAGCCCUUUUACAAAGACUUUUACCUAGUAAUUUUGAAAUUCACAAAAUUACUCAGGAAAAGUCUUUGUAAAAGAGAUUAGUUACAUUGAGAGAACAAGACUUAUUUAUGCUUUUGACUGUAUCCCAUUAGGUACACUAAGUCAAAAUUAAGGAAGGCUUUCAUAGGAUACUUCAUUUCAGGUAUUGCAUAGAUUUAAAUUGCAUUAAUGUCAUCACUGAUAAUUUAAGGUUCCCUUCAAGAAGUCAUAAUGUUAUAGGUGUUUAUGUUUAUCUCCUUAAAUACUUUUGAGUCUAAGAGGAUUAUACUGAUGACACCAGUAGAGGACAGAGGAACUGGAAAAUGAAUGUUAGCUUCUAUUUUCCCUUAACAAAGGGGAGUGAUGAAGUGAGUUAUAUGACACUAUAAUUCGUGAUAAAUGUGAUACGCAUUACACAGGUAGUAAUCUCAUCAUUAUUUAGUUUUCAGAAAAUGUAUUUUGGUAACUUAUUUUGUUCCAUUUCAGAGUAACUAAUACUUUAUACAGCAACAAAUAAUGGUGUACAGAACUGCACAUAAUAUCUUUUUUUUUUUUUUGGUGAGGCAAUUGGGGUUAAGUGACCUGUCCCAGGUCACACAGCUAGUACGUGUCAAGUGUCUGAGGCCGAAUCUGAACUCAGGUCCUCCUGAAUCCAGGACCAGUGCUCCAUCCACUGUGCCACCUAGCUACCCCUACACAUAAUAUCUUAAAAAGUAUAUCAAAAGAUUAUUCAUUUGGACUCUGCCAAUUUGGAUAUGAGCUAAGUUUUCUUUCCCAAUUCUACUAGGAUCUGUAAUUUUGUCAGUGUUGGAACUCUUUGCAUUGAUCUCACUCCUGUGACUUUGGUAGAUUGUCUUAGAGAGUUGGUUUGAUUAGAAAAUUCAUCCAGUUGCCAACCUGCUGGUGUUCUCACCUUUCCAGUCCUUUUUGCAAGAACAUUUGGUCAGCUAACAAAUAAUUUCAAUAAGUUGACAGAGAAAUGAGUAAGCCUACUUAAAAAGCAAACUUCAAAAAUCUCUUAAAAUCUUUUUACAUUUUUCUAUAAACUAUAUGCUCAUUAGCUGUUCAGUCAUUUUUCAGUCAUGUCUUACUCUUAAUGACCUCAUUUGGGGUUUUUUUG